Molecule: messenger RNA, 1516 nt
Organism: Drosophila eugracilis
Lineage: Eukaryota; Metazoa; Arthropoda; Insecta; Diptera; Drosophilidae
Product: metaxin-1 homolog
Exons: 5
Coding region: 78-1109 (343 amino acids)
Biological process (GO): mitochondrion organization
Cellular component (GO): SAM complex
Source: RefSeq, a predicted model, not a curated record
AGUUAUCGGUCUGAAAGCACUCACAGUCAGAAAUUCUGACAUAUAUUUUUGGAUUCGAAUUUUGAUGCCCACCAUGCAUGUGUACUGUUAAAAACCGGCAAAAUAUAAGAGUAAGAGUGAGCAAAGACUUAGACACAAUGGAGAUGCAACUAGGAGCGAUGCUGCAUGUGUACAAGGGGGAGUAUGGACUUCCUUCCAUCGAUUUUGAAUGUUUACGUGCGCUGUGCCUCCUGAGAUUCACACGCUGUCCAAUGGACGUGCAGACCAACUCCAAUCCACUGUGCUCAGGAGCCGGAAAACUGCCAUAUCUUCAGAUCGGGAACCAGAAGUUCGCGGGUUAUAGGCAAAUCAAGCGCGUGCUGGAUCUAGAGGGCUACCCGAUAGAUGCGCAUUUAAGCACCAAACAAAAGCAUUUGUCCACCGCCUACGCCAACUGGGUGUUUACCAAUCUGCACGCCUACUACCACUACUUCCUGUACGGAGAGCCCCACAACUUCGAUACGACGACCCGGGGUCUUUAUGCCAAACGAACGCCAUUUCCCUUUAACUUUUACUAUCCGUCGUCAUAUCAGAGGGAAGCCUGUGAUGUCGUUCAGGUGAUGGCCGGCUUUGAUGUGAAUGAUAAGAUGAAUAAGCACGAAGGCGACUAUCUCGUUGUUAAUGCCAAAAAAGUCGUAAAUUUACUUUCAAGGAAAUUGGGCCGCAAGGUAUGGUUCUUUGGAGACACCUACAGCGAGUUCGAUGCCAUUGUCUACAGCUACCUAGCCAUCAUCUUUAAAAUCGCACUGCCCAACAAUCCACUGCAGAAUCACAUAAAAGGGUGCCAAAAUCUGGUGAACUUCAUUAAUCGCAUCACAAAGGACAUAUUCCGCAACGAGGGCUACAGUUCCACUAAGCUCACAAAGACUCCUAGUGGCACGGAAGCGAGUUUCACGGUCUUGGAGCCGUCCGAAAUGAAUACCAAAAUCGUUGCUGGCGUCGGUGCAGUUUUGGCAAUGGGAGCAUUUGCGGCAUGGCGCGGAAUUUAUAACCAGCUAACAACACGCUCUUCGACGGACUACGAUGGCAUAGAUUACGAGGAUGACGAUCUGGAAGAGGGCCUAGACUAAUCUCGCUUCUGCAACGAUAUCUAUGUGUACAGUAUAUAUUUUAAAAUACAAAGAUGGGAUGAAGCACAAAAUCUGUCCAGCUUUAAAAGUUGCGAGAACAUAACAGUUGGUCGAUUUAUAUUGGACAUAAAUCUUUUGCACGAAAAGAAAUCUUAAGAUGAUAUUAUACGACAAGGAAAAUCCCUCAAAGACCUUGCUUUGGCGGAUGCAGCAUUUGUUAACUAAUAUAACUCUUAAGAUCGCUAUCCGAUCCAAAAAUUCCAUUAAAAAUCGACCAACUAUAAUAUGCAUAUUCGAUAUAUGUAUUAUAGUUUGAAUUCAUUUUUAAACCGUCUUGUAAAAAAUAGCAUUUUAACAUUGUCAGAGCGUAAUAAAAUAGAAGGCUGAGGCGCUUCUAUUAAAGAAAA